AGCCCGUUUCGGAAAGGAGCUACCUUUGAGAAGUGCCUGUUGGGCCAGAACUCCCUGCUUUGGUCUGAUCUUCUGCUUGCUAGGGUGGUCCUGUGCCUGUCGGGGAGUGGGCUGAGGACACAGCAGGGGGGCUGGGGUGGGGCUCUGUGCUGGUGCCCCCUGCGCACCCCUGCCCCCUACCCAGCUGACACCCGUUCCCUCUCUCUGCAGAACGGGCUUAUCACCCCCCCCACCCCCACCCCUCUCUCCACAGAAUGGGCUCAUGUCGGGGCUUAUGCAGAUGCUGCUGCUGAAGGUGUCUGCGCACAUCACCGAGCAGCUGGGCAUGGCUCCAGGUGGCGAGUUCAGGGAGGCCUUCAAGGAGGCCAGCAAGGUGCCUUUCUGCAAGUUCCACCUGGGUGACCGGCCCAUCCCCGUCACCUUCAAGAGGGCCAUUGCUGCGCUUUCCUUCUGGCAGAAAGUCAGGCUGGCUUGGGGCCUGUGCUUCCUGUCAGACCCCAUCAGCAAGGAUGACGUGGAGCGCUGCAAGCAGAAGGACCUGCUGGAGCAGAUGAUGGCCGAGAUGGUCGGGGAGUUCCCUGACCUGCACCGCACCAUCGUGUCCGAGCGCGACGUCUACCUGACCUACAUGCUGCGCCAGGCCGCCCGGCGCCUCGAGCUGCCUCGGGCCUCUGACGCUGAGCCCAGGAAGUGUGUCCCCUCCGUGGUUGUGGGCGUCGUGGGCAUGGGGCACGUGCCCGGCAUAGAGAAGAACUGGAGCACCGACCUCAACAUCCAGGAGAUCAUGACCGUGCCCCCGCCGUCCAUCUCCGGCAGAGUGUCUCGGCUGGCCGUCAAGGCCGCCUUCUUCGGCCUGCUGGGCUACAGCCUGUACUGGAUGGGCCGCCGCACCGCCAGCCUAGUCCUGUCGCUGCCCGCCGCGCAGUACUGCCUGCAGAGGGUGACUGAAGCACAGCACAAGUAGGAGGCUGCUCCCGCACGCUCAGGGGCCCCUGAGGAGCCAGUGCCCGAGGCACUUCCUGGAUGCCAGGCGCAUCCAAGCCCACCCGAGGCCCCUGCCACCCCCCAUGGGGGUCUGGGCCGGGCCUCACCUGCCCUCCCGGACCCAUUACCGCUCCCCCAGCCCACCCAAAUAAAGAAUUAUUUAACUGUCUCAGCUCAGGCCUCCCGCAGCCCCUCCCCUCCAACACUGCAGGGGCCGUUCACCGGCUUCUGGACAAGACGCCCAGCUCCGGGGGCGGGCAGGGGCUUGGAGAAGAGGCCGAGGUGUGUGCCCUCUUAGCCCUGGUGGCAGGCGGAGGACAAUGGCCACUGUCCCUACCUCACUGUGCCUUCCUGUGCUCUGGCCCUGGGAGCGUCCUGCCAGGGGCAGCUCCUGGGAGCUCCCUAGCAGGCGAGAACUGGGAAAGGCCUGGCCCUCGAGCUCCAGCCGACCCCACCAUGCCGCUGGCAUCCUGGGCCUGGCUGCCACCUCCCUGACGCCGUCUCCCAGCAGGGAUUCUGUGUUUUUGGCUUUUUUAAUGUUUCAAAAUCUUUUACUCAGGUAAUUUUAACUUCAAAGAGAAAAACUGAAGUAAAUGUCAAAAAAACACCAGCCUUAAAUCCGGGGGACAGAAUUUGUGUUCUUGGGUCUGUCCCGAGUGGGCCUGUGUGCAGCUGAACAUCAGCUCUGGGCCCAGGCGGGGCCUCAGCUGGGAGCCUGUGUCCUGAGUCCCCCGGAGUGAGGGGGUGCCCAGGGGCGUCCUGGCCCUCUGUGGACACUGUGUGUGCCUGGCUCCUGCCAGGCCUGCCCCCUCAGGCCUCCUGCCCGGUGGCCACCUGUGUGCUGGGAGUCCCUCCUGGUUGUGCUGCACGUAGCCCGUGCAGCCUCAGCCUGGACCCCGGCGAUCUCUGAUUGUGUCUGCUGACUCAAUGUUGAAUCAAAUCAGGUGUGCGUAAGGAGCUGGCUGUGUCCUUCCUGCCACACUCGGGGAUUCGUUCCAUAGAAACUGAAAUAAAUUCUAAUUUUGGAAA
Cebus imitator (Panamanian white-faced capuchin) is the source of this 2013-nucleotide messenger RNA. RefSeq names its product TraB domain containing (gene TRABD). Lineage: Eukaryota; Metazoa; Chordata; Mammalia; Primates; Cebidae. The record is from RefSeq and is a predicted model, not a curated record. The coding region runs from base 263 to 964 and encodes 233 amino acids. The transcript is spliced from 5 exons.